Messenger RNA from Brassica oleracea var. oleracea, 1113 nucleotides. RefSeq lists its product as uncharacterized. The record is from RefSeq and is a predicted model, not a curated record. The transcript is spliced from 4 exons. Bases 321 to 1070 code for a protein of 249 amino acids. NCBI's taxonomy places the organism in Eukaryota, Viridiplantae, Streptophyta, Magnoliopsida, Brassicales, Brassicaceae.
UUUCAGACGGCUGAAAUUGUCCGUAAGCCUAUCAAGCUCAGCUUCCACCGCCACAGUUCUGAUAAAGCCGGGUAAAAGUGAAAAUGGGGAAAGAAAUGAAAGAGAGGAGCAGUAACACUCUAGCUUCACAGCCAAAACCAGCGAUUAUCUUGCCAAAAACGGUGGAACAAGCGAGGCUAACCCUGGAGAGGAUUGGGUUAGUGUCUGAUCUCAAAACACAUCGAUUUGCUGUUUCUGGCCAACCAAGCAUCAGUCGCAUUAUUCGGAGAAAAGGUGGUGGCGCCAGAGGAUUCUUUGACGGGCGGAGUUGAAAAACAUGCAUGGAAGCGCGAGAAGCUAGUGGUAAAGGAAAUUGCUUUGAGAUACUUAGAAACCUGUGGAGAAAGCUAGAGCAGGUGCAACAAGCAGCACAAGUUGAACAAGCUAAACACCCUUCUAAUGGUUGUCGAGAGGAAAAACGGUUUGAGAAGAAGUAUGUCCGGAAGAAAUGGGUGAGCAGCAAGGAGCACAUGGAACCUACAUCAACUUUUAAUCUCCAAAAAUCUUCGAGCUUAUUAAUUACUAUGGAUGAUGCACAGAGGGAACAAGGGCUAUAUAACAAUGGUGAAACUCAUUCAACAUCUGAGCAAGAAGAAGCAGCAGCAGAUGGACAAGGCCGUUGCAGUGGAAUAAAAAACAAGUUCAAGGGAGAUGAUGAUCAAGAAGAAGGAAACACCAUCUCUGAAGCUGGUUUGAACCGAGCCGUAUUGGAAUCUGAUAUUCUUGGUGAAGAGAUGAUUGCUUCCGAGUCUGAAGAAUUUCUUCCUCUUCUCGAAGAGACUGAAACAGAAGAGGAGGGUGUUGUUUCUAAUGCAUCUAGGUGCAACCAGUGGUGGAAUUUCAAAACUCGACCUCGUACGUCCAGAGGGGUAAGAAGACAUGUUCAAUGGAGCAACAAAAGGAAGAGAAACUGCAUGUCGUUUGAAGAAACACAGUGCAACCGCAAGAUCCUUAUCCUCGCUGUUGAAGCAAUUACACAUCAAUUGGAUCGCUUAGACGUUAGCAUGGAGGAGAAGAGCUCCUACAAGUAGUCCUCUUCUUUCAUAUUUUGUCAACUAGUCUACAGACUAUAUA